AAAAAACGCACCGAGAUGGCGGCUUUCUAACGAUAUUCGGGAGGCUUCGUUAUUGUGCUUUGGCGCAGGAAGACAUUCUUGUAUCGGUCGCAGCGGGCAUGCGCUUCACCGGGACAUAGGGUGCUCUGGUUUGAAGAGGAAAUGUCAUGCAACUGUCCGAAGAUGUCAGAUGCCAAUCACGAUGCAGAUGAGGACAAAGAGUUUGCCGAAGAGAACAAAAGAAUCGCAUCCUUUUCCAGUUUCCCAAGCAGCUGUCCAAUCUCAGCCACAGCGCUGGCAAGGGCCGGCUUUUAUUACACUGGAAAUGCUGACCAAGUAAAGUGCUUUAGCUGUCAAGCAAUAGUCGAAGGUUGGCAGCACGGAGACACCGCUAUAGGCAAGCACCGGAAAAUAUCCCCAAACUGCAGAUUUAUAAGUGGCUUCAAUUUACGGAAUGAUUGCAUUCAAACUCAAAUACCUAGCAUUCGUAAUUCAGAUCUACGUUUAGAUGAAAGCUGUUCGCAAAACGCAGCUCAGACUUUUAACCAUGUAUCAAACUCUGAGAAUCACACAGAGUUCUUGUUGAGAACUGGAAGGGUUAUUGAUGAGUCAAAGGCAAAAUACCCUAGGUACCUUGACAUGUGUGACGAAGAAGCCAGACUCAAGACGUUUCAGAACUGGCCAAGUUAUGCUCCCGUAGCACCAAAAGAGCUGGCUGGUGCGGGCCUUUUCUACACGGGUAUCAACGAUCAAGUGAAAUGUUUUUGUUGUGGUGGAAAGUUGAUGAACUGGGAACCAAGUGACAAAGCCUGGACAGAACACAGAAAACAUUUCCCCGAUUGCUACUUUGUCUUGGGCCGAGAUGUUGGGAAUGUGGCCUCGGAGUCGAGUAGAUCAAACAGUAGAAGACGAGGUUCUGAAGCUCCCGAUAAUCCAAACAUGAACCAAUAUAAAGCACGGAUUGAUAGCUUUUCUCGGUGGUUUUAUGGCACCAAUAAGGAGGCGCUUGCUAAAGCUGGAUUUUAUAGCAUUGGGGAUGGUGAUACUACAAAGUGCUUUUAUUGUGGUGGGAUACUAAAAAAUUGGAAGUUAAAAGAAGAGCCGUGGGAAGAACAUGCAAAGUGGUAUCCAGGAUGUAAAUUUCUGAUUGAAGAAAAAGGACAGCAUUUUAUAAACCACAUUCAGUUAACACGACCUCUUCAAAACAAGGUGGCAUGUUCAUCAUCAGGAGCAUCAACCACUUUACCUGAAGACGGCAAAUUAUUGGAGAAUCCUUUAGUGGCUGCCGCUCAGCAAAUGGGGUUUAAUUUUGAGGAGAUUAAAAGUACUAUGAAAAGGAAACUGAUGAUUACAGGGGAAAAUUACAAAUCCAUAGAAGUCUUGGUGUCAGACUUACUAAAUGCACAGACCGAAAAGGUACAAGAAAAGCCAGAGGAGAAAGAAAAAGAGAGCAGUAUUGAAGAGAAACUUAGACAACUGGAAGAGGAAAAGAUCUGUAAACUGUGUAUGGACAGGAGCAUAUCCAUAGUGUUUAUUCCAUGCGGUCAUUUAGUGGCGUGCAUUGAAUGUGCAGAAGCAGUUGACAAAUGUCCCAUUUGCUGCACUAUCAUACAAAGAAGGCAGAGGAUAUUUAUGUCUUAAUUUUUCCUAACACUAACUACAGUUUAGCUCUCUCCAAAAAUUUAAAAAAAUUAUAUAUGACCAUGUAAAGCAAUGAUUCAGAAAUGUGCACGUUCUUGUUGCAUGAAAUCGUUUAUAUACAUCCUUGGUCUUCUGGAAAGUAUUUGUGCAAGUCAUUAAACCAUUUAAGAAACACA
Messenger RNA from Spea bombifrons (plains spadefoot toad), 1796 nucleotides. RefSeq names its product X-linked inhibitor of apoptosis (gene XIAP). The coding region runs from base 142 to 1620 and encodes 492 amino acids. NCBI's taxonomy places the organism in Eukaryota, Metazoa, Chordata, Amphibia, Anura, Pelobatidae. The record is from RefSeq and is a predicted model, not a curated record. The transcript is spliced from 7 exons. Gene Ontology annotation, cellular component: nucleus; cytoplasm.